Coffea eugenioides is the source of this 1050-nucleotide messenger RNA. Its product is annotated as phosphoglycerate mutase-like protein 4. The transcript has 7 exons. Gene Ontology annotation, cellular component: cytosol; cytoplasm. Gene Ontology annotation, molecular function: phosphatase activity. Bases 156 to 899 code for a protein of 247 amino acids. The record is from RefSeq and is a predicted model, not a curated record. NCBI's taxonomy places the organism in Eukaryota, Viridiplantae, Streptophyta, Magnoliopsida, Gentianales, Rubiaceae.
CCCGUGUGUGUGCUGUGAAAAUAUUCCAAUUCCCCCGCCACGCCAACACUCUGAAGUCUUCUUCACCUUCUCCGUCGGUUUCCGAAACGCUCCGUUUCAUCAUCUCUCCUCCGUUGAUCCACAAUCCAGGAACAAGCUCCCUUUCCAUCUCCUUAAUGGCCCAUUCCAGGCCCAGGAUUUUAGAGCAAGCCGAGGCCGAUUGCGACGGUAAAAUUACGGAUAAUAUAGCAGGAGAGCGAAAGUACGCUGAAAUUGUUGUGAUACGUCAUGGUGAAACCGAAUGGAAUGCCGAUGGGAGAAUUCAGGGGCACUUAGACGUUGAGUUAAACGACGUAGGAAGAGAGCAAGCUACCGUGGUGGCUGAGCGAGUUUCCAAAGAGUUCAAAGUCUCUGCGGUUUACUCAUCUGACUUGAAGAGAGCAUUUGAGACUGCACAGAUUAUAGCAAGCAGCUGCGGGGGCCUUCAGGUUCUUGAAGACCCAGACCUGCGGGAAAGACAUCUCGGGGAUCUCCAAGGCCAAGUGGUUCGUGAAGCUGCCAAAAGCAGUUCGAAGGCUUAUAGAGCAUUUGUAUCUAAACGAAGGGAUGAAGAAAUUCCAGGUGGUGGAGAAAGUCUUGAUCAACUUUAUCAACGCUGCACAUCUUCGCUGCAAAGGAUUGCAAACAAGCACAUAGGGGAGCGAGUAGUUGCGGUCACUCAUGGAGGAGUUAUCAGAGCACUUCAUAGACGGGCAUCUUCACAUGGGCGGUCUGCUGGGAAGAUUAUGAAUACAUCUGUCAAUGUAUUUCAGUUGUCUGAUGAGGAUGAGUGGUCCAUUAAAGUAUGGGGUGACGUGAGUCAUCUUAACCAGACUGGCUUUUUGGAGUCUGGUUUUGGUGGGGACAAAUCUUCUGGUUAGUCUUUACAUGUCUACUUGACAUCGACAAACCUGGAAUUUUGUAGGGGACAUGCCCCUUUCACCAUUAUAAAUCGCUGAAACAUUCGAAUUGGUUCAACAACUACGAUUAAUUAAUUAGAAUCUUCAUUAUAAUUUUGACAAUGUUGCGACA